Pelagomonas calceolata is the source of this 1081-nucleotide messenger RNA. The record is from the annotation of a GenBank genome assembly. NCBI's taxonomy places the organism in Eukaryota, Pelagophyceae, Pelagomonadales, Pelagomonadaceae.
GGCUGUUGUGUAUAUUUGUGUCCUGGCAGACAACUUUCUGUCCCCCCGCCCCGGGCCGCCCGGGCCUCUCCGGCUUAACUUUACCGGUCCCGAGUAAUGGACCGCAUGCGUUUCAAAUGUGACCGUCGCGGCAAGCGCGGCGGCGGGCGGGAUGUCUCCGAGUCAGCGGCCCAGGACGAGCGCGGCCAGGCGCGCACGGAGUCGGCGGCCCACGGACGGCCGCUGGCGCGUCGGUGGCGCCGGCUGCGGCGGAGCCGGGCCACGCGCGGCCGCGGCCCGGGUGGAGGGCGAGAGCGGGUUCGAAAGCGCGCGUGGGCGCGCCGCGCCGACGAGCGGCCGCUCGCCGUCGCGCGCGACAGCCGGGAGCGCCUCGAGGAGCGGCCGGUUCGACGCAAGGUGCGUCGCCCCCUCGAGUGCGAACGGCGCGCGACAGAGCGGGCACCGGAUGCAGCCGUCGACCCCGCCGGUCGACGCGUGCGCGCGCGCGCGCGCGAGGCACAGCGCGCACGCCACGUGGCCGCAGGGCGCGCGCGCGGCUGCGACGGGCGGCGCCAGGCAGACGGGGCACUCCUCGGUCGCGAAAACAGGUCGGCCGCAGGCCGGCGUCGGCGUCGGCGCGCGAGGAUCGUGCCACGACAGCGCGGGCGCAGGCGCCGACCCUUUGAAAUGACGGUGCGUCCGGUCGUCGCACGGGCACACGUUCCAGGCGCCCGGCGCGGCCGCGUCCAUCCAGUACAGGUCCUCGCGCGCCGCCCUCUCGUCGCCGAUCCACCAGCUGCUGCCGUCGCGCAGGAUGCAGAGCCAACUGCGGUCGACGUGCCGCCACCGCGGGGCGUCGUUUUGUGUGCCGCAGCGAGCAUAGACGCCAUUCGCCCGCGCGUCACCCGCCCCGGCGACGAGGAUUUCGCCGUCGGACGUUGGUCCGCUCGGCACGGGCGUCGUCAUGGCCCAGAGAAGCCAAUUGUGGUGUCGAGUUUCGAAUGAAAGUCAGAGCUCUGCGGUCUACGCACGCGGAUGACGCGUGUUCAGCGCCCGGAGCACACAAUCCCUCGGACGAGCACUGGUGUGCUCCCCAACUAGG